UCACGAUCAUAACAAUAAACAACCUCAGCAGCGUUAAUCCAACACGCCUCUCCCAAUCCCAAUCCCAAUCAUGGAACCUAUUCGUCGCUCCUUGAUGGUCAAGAACGAUUCCUUCGAGUGGAAUGGGUGGCACAUCCUGACCCGCAAAGGACCCAUCAUGGGCCAUAAAGAAGGCGAAACAUUGGAACAGACCAUGAGUCUGCCCCAUUUGCCGGACAUGUUGUUCCAUCAAAACGUGGUUCGCUUCACGCGCUCCAGUCCCAAUGCCGGCCAAGAUCCGGAGGAACCUGUCAUUGGACUGGAACUGAAGAAGGAUUCGCCUCAUAUUCAAAAAGUCAUCAAACCCUACGACUGGACAUACACACCCAAAACGUACAAAGGCACGCUAUUGGGCGGGGGUCAAAUCCGGGUUGAACCCUCAUCCACGGGAAUCGACUACGAAAAGUUGAAGGAGCGCGAAAAAAUUCUCUUUUUUGAUGAGGUCAUUCUCUAUGAAGAUGAACUGGAUGAUAACGGAUGCUCGCUGCUGACCACCAAAUUGCGAGUCAUGCCUAGUGGAUUUUUCUGUCUACUGCGGUUCUAUUUACGGGUGGAUAAUACCCUGAUUCGUGUGAUUGACAACCGAUUCCACUACGAAGCGGGCCAGAACUACAUUUUGCGCGAGUAUUCGUUCCGAGAGUCCAAAUUCACCGAUCUCCAGAUUCCCAUGUCGGUACGAAACGAUCCCAACGAGGUUGGCCAGCAUUUGAAGUUGGUGGACGAGACCAAAGAGAAGCUCAUUUGGCCUGCUUCCUCAUGAUCAUGUGUUCUGUUCAUAGAUUACGCCGGUUCAACCAUUACGCCCUGCCCUACGCCAUCUUUUGCGAUCGAAAUAUAUAAUGCGACAAACCCGUU
This is a messenger RNA of Tigriopus californicus, 894 nucleotides long. Its product is annotated as TIP41-like protein. Lineage: Eukaryota; Metazoa; Arthropoda; Copepoda; Harpacticoida; Harpacticidae. The record is from RefSeq and is a predicted model, not a curated record. Gene Ontology annotation, cellular component: cytosol. Gene Ontology annotation, biological process: TOR signaling.